GUCGGCGGCACCGAUACUUCCAGCGCGCCCAGCAUGCUGAAGGCUGAGAUGCAGACCGUGAGCGGGUGACAUGGACGAGACGUUGAGUCGGGGCCUGGCGGCCGGCCGCAGCGCACCGCCCCGGCUCUGCGUGGCUGGGCCUGCGCCGCCGCCCGACCGCUACAACGGCGUCUACUUGGCGCUACUGCUGGCCGGAGCCGGCUUCCUCCUGCCCUACAACAGCUUCAUCGUGGCGGCCGACUACUUCCAGGCGCAGUACCCAGGCUCCACUAUCGUGUUCGAUCUCUCGCUCACGUACAUCCUGGUGGCCUUCUGCUCAGUGCUGCUCAACAACGUACUGGUGGAGGCCGUUGACCUGCACAAGCGCAUCCUCUUCGGAUACGUGCUGUCAUUCGUUACGCUGCUGUUCGUCGCCGUCUUCGAGAUCUGGUGGCAGGUGUUCAGCAACACCACCUCGUACGGUGUCAACCUACUGGCCGUCUCCGUGGUCGCCGUCGGCUGCACAGCUCAGCAGUCGAGCUUCUACGGCUACACGGGCAUGCUGCCGAACCGCUACACCCAGGCCGUGAUGACGGGCGAGAGCGCCGCCGGCGUGCUGGUUUCGACCAGCCGGAUCCUGACGCGGCUGCUGCUGGACGACGUGCGUCUCAACACGCUGGUGUUCUUCUGCUGCUCGCUGCUGCUGGUGGCCGUCUGCUGCGUUCUGCACCAGCUGCUCAGACGGACGGCGUUCGUGCGUCACCACGUGGCAGCCUGCUCGGCCGACCCGCUGUCCGAGACCCAGGCCGGCGAUCAGGUCACACUGGUGGACAUCGUGGAGGAGGCGGACGGCAAGGACUACGGGCGGCUCACUCUCGCCUCCAACAGCGACGACUCGGCCUUCCAGUCGACCGAGACGCUGCCGGCCGGCGGCGCGGCCUCCUACGACACGUUCUCGGAGCGGGCUGGCGGCACGUCCUACCGCGUCAGCGAGCUGCUGGUGCACGUGCGACGCUCGGGCCGCGCCCGCCACCCCGCGCUCGACUGCUGCGCCGCGCUCAAACGCGGCACCCAGGCGCGCUCGGCGACGGUGCGCCGGGUCUGGCCGUACAUGGUGUCCAUCUGCCUGGCGUACCUGGUCACGCUCAGCCUGUUCCCUGGUAUCGAGAGCGAGGUGCACAGCUGCACGCUCGGCUCCUGGAUGCCCGUCGUCCUCAUGGCCAUCUUCAACGUCUCCGACUUCGCCGGCAAGGUGCUGGCCUCCCUGCCGUACGAGUGGUCGCGGCGCCAGCUGGUGGCGUUCUCGACGCUGCGCUUCCUGCUGAUCCCGCCGCUGGUGCUGUGUGCCGCACCGCGCGCCGAGCCGCUGCUGGCCUGGGAGGGCUGGCCCAUGCUGUUCAGCCUGCUGCUGGGUCUCACCAACGGCCUGGUGGGCAGCCUGCCCAUGAUCCUGGCGCCAGACAAGGUGCCGGACCAGAACCGGGAACUCUGCGGUAACGUGAUGACACUCAGCUACUCGCUGGGUCUGACCACCGGCUCGCUGCUGGCGUACGGCCUGGACGCGCUGCUGGGGCCGCCCGUCUACAGCACAUGUGGCGUGCUCAACAUCACCGACCUCUGCAUCGCCGGCUGCCAGACCCUGCCCGGCACCAACGGCAGCCAGCCGCUCCCCUGAAAAGCAGGCCCUGAGGGGCAGUCGACGUCUGCUGCCAACCCGAUGGCGUCCAUGAGCCCACUCUUCUGAGAAGACCUCCGAACCACAUGAAAGCAUUGUGACACUCUACUGGCGGCAAUUGCGGCUGACUCAAUCAUGAAGAGGCCAAAGACAGUCGCCAUGACGAAAGUGCACGCGAGCAGGCGCGCAUUGUCGUCCGCGCGCACUGUUAGUCUGAGUUCUCCGCGGUCUGCGGUUUUGCGCUCCCCGUGCAGAAGUCGAGUGACUAUGUGUCCACGAGUGAGGCAUAGUCUCGGGGUGAGCGCCAGCGUCCCCCGUCCCACGGUUGCCCUCCCAGAAGAUAUCAUAUCGUGAAGUGUUGGUACGGUGUUAUACUUUAGACGGCGUCUCGGAGAUGAUUCGGAUGGAAAGACCGUGCCUGAGUGGCCGAGUUUUCCUUGACGUUUAGUAUUUUUUACACAUAGCGAGCAUUAUCGUUCCCCGCAGAUGAUCGACGAAAAACAUCACAAAGUAGACAACACAAAACUGGAUACAGGCACCACCAACAAGCCAAGUAACACAAGGCAGGCUGUAUUUGCUCGCCACGAACAGGCAGUGGAGCACAUUUUUAGAACAAAUAAGCACCCCACUCUUGGGAUUGAUUAACAUCGGGCUCUUCGUCAUCCCCGAAUCAUUCCCUAACAGGACAAUAAGAAUCUACACCGACCCGACUGUUCCGGUUUUGAGCACGCGUGACUGCCGGAAAUAAUCAGUCUUGUUUUGUUGAGAGGCUUUAGUGACUCAUCCUUGUGUGGGUUGAGUCUGCACAUCAUGCGUGCUACAUCUCCAUCGGUCCAUUCAAUUCGGAUGUGUCGAACUCGCGACACUAUUUCACUAGCUCGCCACUAUUUCCAUGCAAUUACGUUUCGCGUUCACGGCUGUGUACCACGCAACGCAAAGUGCAAUUUCGGCACCAAAAACAGUACAUACCUUGGCAAAAACUGGGCCGUACGCAAGCUCUCACGAUGGGGGAGGGACGAAAACAUCGUUGAAAACCAAGUUUGGCGCACCGUCGGCGCAUGCAAUUUCGUACGUGGCGUAAAAUCACAUGACGUGUUCAACAUUAUCUUAUUUGUACGUGUCUCCGUGGCGUUCCUUACUGCUAACAUUUGCUCACGUACAUACUAAUGCGUGUCACAACUUUGGGAGGAGGUACAUGCCCCGGGAGCAGGGGUGUGAUGUCGCAUUGAAUUGGGAGGAGGGCUUAACCGUAAACAAUUAUGAAACCUUCACCUAUGAUUCGUCAAAGAAAUAAUACUGUUGUGUAUUUGGAAAGUUUCCUCUCAAACCUGCUGGUCCUGGAUCCCCAGUUGGGGGGGGGGGGGGGGCUGAAGUCCCCC
Messenger RNA from Pollicipes pollicipes, 3033 nucleotides. Its product is annotated as equilibrative nucleoside transporter 4. The transcript is spliced from 10 exons. Gene Ontology annotation, biological process: nucleoside transmembrane transport. The coding region runs from base 71 to 1654 and encodes 527 amino acids. Lineage: Eukaryota; Metazoa; Arthropoda; Thecostraca; Pollicipedomorpha; Pollicipedidae. Gene Ontology annotation, molecular function: nucleoside transmembrane transporter activity; monoamine transmembrane transporter activity. The record is from RefSeq and is a predicted model, not a curated record. Gene Ontology annotation, cellular component: plasma membrane.